This is a messenger RNA of Balaenoptera acutorostrata (minke whale), 2952 nucleotides long. Its product is annotated as ELKS/Rab6-interacting/CAST family member 1-like. Gene Ontology annotation, biological process: neuromuscular synaptic transmission; regulation of synaptic plasticity; maintenance of presynaptic active zone structure. Lineage: Eukaryota; Metazoa; Chordata; Mammalia; Artiodactyla; Balaenopteridae. The record is from RefSeq and is a predicted model, not a curated record. Gene Ontology annotation, molecular function: structural constituent of presynaptic active zone. Gene Ontology annotation, cellular component: cytoskeleton of presynaptic active zone.
UCGGUCCCUGAACUAGUGUCCUCCCGGACUGGGGAGUGCAGCGCGGGGCGGGGACUCGCAGAGAGGAGAACAGCGCAUCAACCCCAGCGGGAGGCGCGCAGGUCUCGGGAUGCGGAAGGCGGGCAGGCGCCGCGCUCCUCUCCGCCCCCGCGAGCGAGACGGUCACGUGCAGCGGAGGGGCUGACCUCCGCGGGCGGGCCUGGGAGGGGCGCCGCGCCGGUGGUUCAGGGUCGCCCGAGGCUAGGCGCGAGGCGGGCACUUGCGCAGCGCGGGGCGGAGUGCGAGCCGGGGCCGGAACCGCCGCGGGUGGGGAAGGGCGGGGAGGAGCCUGGGAGCGCGCCGGCCACCGCAGGGGGAGGGGAGGGGAGGGGCGGGGCGGAGCCGCGGCCCGCGCGCCCGUCGGAGGGGGAGGGACAGAGCAGCCAUUGGGCGCGCUCAGGUUGGCCGCUGCGAGCGUGUGGCGAGCGUGGACCGCGGCGCGGCGGUGCGACUCCUUUCUCGGCCCUUCUCCCCGCCCCAGGCGAGGGCACCGUGUGGCGGCGGCGGGGCCAGCGAGGCCGGAGGAGGCGGCUGUGCCCGGGCAUGGUGGUCUGGGGCAACGCGGAAGGUGGAGGAGUUACUGAUGGCCAUGGAGAAGGUAAAACAGGAGCUGGAGUCCAUGAAGGCGACGCUGUCCUGCACUCAGCAGUCACUGGCAGAGAAGGAAACUCAUGUGACCAACCUUCGGGCCGAGAGAAGAAAACACUUAGAGGAAGUUCUGGAGAUGAACACAUGCAAAUGACAGUCCAGGCUCUCCAGGAUGAAUUGCGGAUCCAGAGGGACCUGAACCAGCUGUUUGAACAGGAUAGUAACAGUAGGACUGGUGAGCCUUGCGUGGCAGAGCUGACGGAGGAGAACUUUCAGAGGCUGCACACUGAGCAUGAGCGGCAGGCCAAGGAGCUGUUCCUCCUUCGAAAGACUCUGGAGGAGAUGGAGCUGCGGAUUGAGACUCAGAAGCAAACCCUGAACGCUCGGGACGAAUACAAGAAGCUUCUGGAGAUGUUGCAGAGCAAGGGGCUUUCUGCUAAGGCUACUGAGGAGGACCAUGAGAGAACAAGGAGACUGGCAGAGGCAGAGAUGCAUGUCCACCACCUCAAAAGCCCUUUGGAGCAGAAGGAAAAAGAGAACACUCUGUUGAGAGAGGAGAUGCAUCGGAGAUUUGAGAAUGCCCCUGAUUCUGCCAAAACUAAAGCUCUGCAAACUGUUAUCGAAAUGAAGGAUUCAAAAAUUUCCUCUAUGGAGCGUGGGCUCCGAGACUUGGAAGAGGAGAUUCAGAUGCUGAAAUCGAACGGGGCUUUGAGUACUGAAGAACGAGAGGAAGAAAUGAGGCAAAUGGAGGUCUAUCGGAGCCAUUCUAAAUUUAUGAAAAACAAGAUUGGUCAGGUGAAGCAGGAGCUGUCCAGAAAGGACACAGAACUACUAGCCCUACAGACAAAGCUAGAAACACUCACCAACCAGUUCUCAGACAGCAAGCAACACACUGAAGUGCUGAAGGAGUCCUUGACUGCUAAGGAGUCGAGGGCUGCCAUCCUGCAGAACGAGGUGGAUGCUCUGCGGUUGCGUUUGGAAGAGAAGGAAACCAUGCUGAAUAAGAAGACAAAACAAAUCCAGGACAUGGCUGAGGAGAAGGGGACACAAGCUGGGGAGAUCCAUGACCUCAAGGACAUGCUGGAUGUGAAGGAGCGGAAAGUUAAUGUCCUUCAGAAGAAGGUGGAGGAGUUACUGAUGGCCAUGGAGAAGGUAAAACAGGAGCUGGAGUCCAUGAAGGCGACGCUGUCCUGCACUCAGCAGUCACUGGCAGAGAAGGAAACUCAUGUGACCAACCUUCGGGCCGAGAGAAGAAAACACUUAGAGGAAGUUCUGGAGAUGAACAUCCUCCCCCAGAGCAACAACCACCGGGCUACCUACGAUGGAAAUCUCUCUCCAGAGGGGCUACAAUCAGAAAAAAAAAGAAGUUUCAGGUUUUAGCCUCCAGCACCCUUGGUUCAAGGGUAGACGUCCCUUCAGCAGAUUUCAAUCCUCCACACAAGUUCUGGGCUUACUGUACUCCACACGGAGAAGUGAAGAAGGAACCCUCACUACUCCUCCUGUACCUCAACUCUGCCAUUGUCAGACAGCACUGCACUUUGACCCUUUACCAUCUCAAGUAACAGCAUGCUUCUGAGAAAACAUAUCUUCCUGUCAAAAUGGAAAUGAGUUCCCCGACCAGGAAUCGAACCCGUGGCCCCUGCAGUGGAAGCGCGGAAUCCUAACGACUGGACCGCCAGGGAAUUCCCAACAAAUUAGUAUUUUAUUCAUCACAAUAGGAUCUACAUUUCAAAAAAAUAGGAGAGCAUAUAGAACUGAAAUAUUUAUUCAGCCUAUAGACAAUGCUUGGUAUGCAUAUGGAUAGCCGAUCCAAAAAUUCCACAGCCAAUUCAGGUAUGUUCUGCCAACAGACUGAGAACCAAACUUUGGUGUAUCACGGAAUCACCUGUAAAGCCUGUUAAAACUCCAUAUGCCUGGCCCCAGGCACUAACCACGUCUUGACUGUAGUUCAGUAUGUGUCCAAUAGAUGUCUUCACACUUCUAUCCAUCAAAGGAAAGGCACUCCAGUAAACAAUACAAAAUCUAACAAUAAGUCACGUAACAAUGUAAUUUCAGUACAAACAGAAAAUACAAUGCUUAAUUUAAUUUUUGUUUCUCUUCUUUGGCUUUUAUUUGGGGGAAUUAUUUACCUGCUAUCUCCAGAAUCAUGUUCAUAAACAAAAUGGAAGACUAAUCACAAAUGUUCCUGGAUAUGAAUGCCAUUUUAAUGUUACUGUAUUUCAUCAAAUCUAAGAUGCCACUGAUUGUAAGGUAAACCACUGUUUAAUCUGCUGGAAAGAAAAGAAGGAAAUGCCUCCAAAUAAACCAUGACCCAAGCUUCUAUCA